Messenger RNA from Gadus morhua (Atlantic cod), 2178 nucleotides. It is a transcript of the gene prrx1b, whose product is annotated as paired related homeobox 1b. The record is from RefSeq and is a predicted model, not a curated record. The coding region runs from base 457 to 1260 and encodes 267 amino acids. Gene Ontology annotation, cellular component: nucleus. Gene Ontology annotation, molecular function: DNA-binding transcription factor activity, RNA polymerase II-specific; RNA polymerase II cis-regulatory region sequence-specific DNA binding. The transcript has 5 exons. Gene Ontology annotation, biological process: regulation of transcription by RNA polymerase II. NCBI's taxonomy places the organism in Eukaryota, Metazoa, Chordata, Actinopteri, Gadiformes, Gadidae.
GAGGCGGCGGGAACGUCCUUAAACUGCAGCUAAGCCAGUUUUACGCACAAGUUGCGCUCAUCUGGUCGGCAUCAGGCGCCCUUCUAGCCUCGCUCAGUUGGGACGUUGGCUCUGGGAGGGGAGUGGGAACCAAAGUCUUGUUAGAAAAACUUUUCUCCAUUUACAAAGGAAGAGUGGGUUUUAUAUUUUUGGCACGUGUAGCCCUAUUGUUAACGCACAUAAUUGGAUGGAUUGGCGAGAUUUUUAAUCCGGGAAAAACAUACGAAGAGUGAAACGCUUUUCCUCAGUCUGUGGACCGCGGGUUGGUUGUGAACAGAUCAGCUUUGCGUGUAAACCCGUUUUUUCGUCUUUCUUCGGCGUGUCUGGAGGCGCUGUUCGUGCGUCCUGUAUGCAAGGAUUUAUUUGGCUCGCAUAUUAUUAUUGCUCAAUUUCUUUCCACUGUGCCCUGUUUACGUCAUGACUUCUAGCUAUGCACAUGUAAUGGACAGGCAAGCGUCAAUACCAAACCGCCUGGAGAGCCCCAUUACGUCCAACCUGGAGAACCUUCAAGCCAAGAAGAACUUCUCGGUUAGCCACCUGUUGGAUCUUGAAGAGGCCGGGGAAAUGGUCGGGAACCAGGCCGACGAGGGCGUCGGAGAGGCGGGGAGGAGUAUGUUGGAGUCCCCGGGCCUGACCAGCGGGAGCGAUACAACUCAACAGGAGAAUGAGCAAAUGAACACGGAGGAGAAGAAGAAGAGGAAGCAGCGCCGGAACCGGACCACCUUCAACAGCAGCCAGCUGCAGGCCCUGGAGAGGGUGUUCGAGCGAACCCACUACCCCGACGCCUUCGUCCGCGAGGACCUGGCCCGCCGCGUCAACCUCACCGAGGCCCGCGUGCAGGUCUGGUUCCAGAACAGAAGGGCCAAGUUCCGGCGUAACGAGCGGGCCAUGCUGGCCAGCAAGAACGCCUCGCUGCUCAAGUCGUACUCCGGGGACGUGACAGCUGUGGAGCAGCCCAUCGUCCCCCGCCCGGCCCCCCGCCCCAACGACUACCUGUCCUGGGGCAGCGCCGCCCCCUACAGCUGGUAUCCGAUGACGGAGGGCGGCCCAAUGCGAGUGCCACAGAAAAUGCUGCCCUCAGAAAGCAACGCCAUGGCCACAUACACACCCACCUGCUCCAACACCAAUACAUCCCAGGGAAUGAACAUGGCCAACAGCAUCGCCAACCUGCGGCUGAAGGCCAAGGAGUACAGCCUGAACCAGGUGCCCACAGUCAACUGAAGAGGCAGUUGGAGAGAGGGAGAGGGCGAGAGAGAGAGAGAGAGAGAGACAUACACACUUUAGAUAAUCAUGGGGGCAUUCCACGCAGUCUUGUGCAGGAGGUGAGACAUCCCCACGCCUCUGUAUAUCGGUGGAAACCCCCCAGAGACACAGCCCUGUCUCUGGGGGGCUGGUCAUCUCCGAGCCCCCUCACCACGGAGCCGGACUGGUCCGCCUCCGCUACGUCCUCCUCUCCUCUGUUCAGCAUCGCUAGCGAUACUGAGGCGUCCAUUUUAGCCCAAGCAUCUGACGUGGGAUGGCGACGCGAUAGAGGACUUUGCCAUGAGCCUCUCCCUCCUGGGCUGAACUCUUGUUUGUACUAAAGAUAUCCAGAUUGGAUGCUGAAGCCUACCUGGCACGCUGUCGUGCAUUUUUCUUCGAUCCAGACUGAAACAGAGAGCGAGUUUUUCUCUACCAGAACUUUCUUGGUGUCCUAUCUAGGGUUUACUUUCAAAACCAUGCCCUGUUGCUAAUUUGAGAGGAAGAGACUCUUUGACCGGACCCCUGGGAAUCCCCGAUCUCUCUCUCGGUCGCGAUGCUCAAGGAUUAAAACACCAAAUAAAAAGGGGGACUUCACAAUUCUGUUUAUUCCAAAUCCAAUUUUUUCUGUUUAAAAAAGAAAAUCAAAUACUUCAUCAACCAUGUUAAGUUGAGGUGAAUAACAUGUAUGCAUUUUUUGUUUGUUUCAUAAUUGUUUUCCAAGUUAUACCACUGACAAGAAAACAUUUCCAAGACAUUUUGAUUCAUAUAAUAGUCCCAUAUGCUACCGGAAAGGCUGAUGUAUUUCUCAACCCAAAAACGAAAGAUUCUCCUAAUUUCUUAUGAUAACCGCUAUUUGUAACAGAAAAAAAAGUAUAUUAAUAAAAUACAUUUCAAGCA